GCGAACACCUCCUCCUCAUCACCUCCUCUACAAAGCCUCCCUCUCUCUCCAUGUCUGCUGCUGCGAGGCACUGUCUUUCCCUAACAUUCGAAGAACUGAACCCGCUCUGCCCUGGAAGAGCAGGAAGUUCCCCCAGAAGAGGAGGCAGGGGCCCAUCCUUUGCUGUCCAAGAGAAGGCCCCCAUCCGAGCCCAGCGCGGUCCCAGCGCCCAGCAGAGGGCGGCCCGCCCAGCAUCUGGGGGUGAUGGUUGAGUGGUUGAAUGGAGGAACCACAGGUAGAAGAGAAGGUGUGGGGUGCAGGGCCUCGGGGCCCUGGCGGAGAGUGGUCCCACCCCAGCAGGCGGGAGGGCGGGGCACAGUGGGUGGGCCCCUCCCGGUUUCCUCCUCUGGCUGCUGAAGCCAGACUCAGUCCUGGCUGUGUGCGAGGCAGCAUGGGCAGCCAGAGGAGAGGUGCCAGGAGCCUGCGGGGCAGGGAGGGGGCAGCCCCCACCAAGUGUGUGGUGGACAAGUGCUUUGACCCUCUGGUCCGAAAGUGCGUGGACUGCAGGCUCCUCCGGACGCCAGAACCCGGACCGGCCUCGCCUCCUCCCGACCCUCCCCCUCCCCGGCCGUCCCUGCCCCCUGCCCCCUGCUCUCUCUCCCCGUCCGCUCCGCCAGCAGCCGGGCCUGGCAGCCUGGCGCCGGGGACCGCGCUGCAGCCGCAGGAGUCGGUGGGCGCGGGGGCCGCCGCCGAGACCGAGGCCGAGGCCGCGCUGCCUCUGCCCGCGCUGCUCUUCGGCGCCCCCGCGCUGCUGGGGCUGGCGCUGGCCCUGGUCCUGGUGGGCCUGCUGAGCUGGAGGUGGCGGCGGCGGCGGCGCCUGCGCGCGGCGGCUCCCCCGGGGGACCCGGACCCGCACCCGCACGAGCCCCUGGACGAUGUCAUCAUCCAUCCCCCGAAACCCCUUGAUGCCACAGCUCCCGUCUGGCCUCCACCCAGAGAAGACCCAGCCAACACCCCACCUGCCCACAGCGUCCCUGUGCCAGCCACAGAGCUGGGCUCCACUGAGCUGGUGACCACCAAGACUGCUGGCCCUGAGCAACAGUAGCGAUGGAGGGGGCAGGAAGCAACCCCUGUCCUCCCUGUGAGCUGUCAGCCAGGGGCCUGGAGGUUGGAUUCGGCUCUUGACUGCAGCGCCCACCUGCCCCUUUUCUGGGAACCUGGCUGCUCCCCAGAUAACCCUGCAGAACCACAGACUACAGACCGCAGAAUUCAGACGGCAGCGCGUUGUAUGGCAUGUUAGCGUGUGGCUUAAAACCAGACCAUCUCUGGCCGCCGUCGAAGGUGGUGGCUGAGCUCCUGUGCCUUUGUGUGGCUGGGGCACUCUGUGUAGGAGGUUUUUCUUUAAGUGCAGGGAAGCCACCGUAAGCCAGAAUGAAUCUAGGAAAAUGAUUGAGUAGGAGGAUGCUUAAUUUGUAGCUGGGUGUUGUAUUUCUUUAAUACUUGCUCUCGGAGCUGUCCUGCUUUAAAGCUGAUGCAAAUGGCAGCGAUGAGUAACCAACUGAGGGGUUUGCUUCAGGGUUUAAUAGAAGGUGAUUUUGACAAA
Messenger RNA from Prionailurus viverrinus (fishing cat), 1582 nucleotides. It is a transcript of the gene TNFRSF13C, whose product is annotated as TNF receptor superfamily member 13C. The transcript is spliced from 4 exons. Gene Ontology annotation, molecular function: signaling receptor activity. Lineage: Eukaryota; Metazoa; Chordata; Mammalia; Carnivora; Felidae. The record is from RefSeq and is a predicted model, not a curated record. Gene Ontology annotation, cellular component: external side of plasma membrane. Gene Ontology annotation, biological process: positive regulation of T cell proliferation; T cell costimulation; B cell costimulation. The coding region runs from base 260 to 1084 and encodes 274 amino acids.